Messenger RNA from Paramuricea clavata, 1221 nucleotides. NCBI's taxonomy places the organism in Eukaryota, Metazoa, Cnidaria, Anthozoa, Malacalcyonacea, Plexauridae. The record is from the annotation of a GenBank genome assembly.
AUUUCCAAGAUGGCGGCCGGUCGAGAGGAGGGUGAGGGGAUUGGGGACUAUGUUAAAUUCCAACAUGGCCGCUAAUCGGGUGCUUUUUUUUAGGUUCAAAACAGCUCAAUAUUUGGGCAAGAAUUCAUUGGAUUUCUUGUGUAUUUUGCGGAGAUUUUAUGCACAGAAUGUAGCUUCAGCCGUGCCACAAAAACCAACGGAAAUAUCCCAGGAAAGAGGUAAUAUAUCCCCUACUGAAUGUGAGCAAAUAUAUCAUUUGUACACAGAAAUUUAAAUUCCCCUGCAUUUAUAUGUGGCUUUUUGACAUUUAGCUGCUCCAGGCAAUGAACAAAACAAAAGAAAAUUUAGGGUAAGUCAUAGUAGUGUAGCCAGCCCGACGAUUUAGUCCCGCUAUGCAAAUAUUUUCGUGUUCAUUGACUGUGAAAACAAUCAAUUUCUAAAGAAAUGAAUAAUCAAUGAUAAUAAUAAGUCAUCGGUUUCUGUUCUUAUGGGACAGAAAAGCCCUAAAAACAGUAAAAUGUAUAAGACACUUUGCAGCUUUAAUGAUAAGAUAUCAUUCAUUUCGAUCCAUAGAUCCGUCCUAAGGCUGAACGACUGGACAUCGACAAAGUAGACUGGCCUUCGUUUUAUUCCACGGCAAGCUCUUACAACUCGUGGCUCGUACCACUUCCGCUGAGGAUGGGGCGAAGCCGACACAACAAGGUCGGCGGUCUCCCGCUUCGGGACAUGGGAAAUAUCGAACUGUUGAAGGUUAGUUGACCUUGUAUCUUUGGUUUGAACAAAACACCGAGAUACGCCAAAUAAGUGGACAUGAACUAACGGGUGUCCCCCCCAAAAAGAUCAUUGCAUUCAGAAAGGACUAACUUAGAUUUUGAUAUAUAACACUUGAAUUUACAUGCAAUAUUGACUGUGCUAUUGACAUUUGAACUUUGAACUACUGUUUUUGAAAAUGCCAAAAAUUAGCACAAAUUUUUUUGCAUUUUCGAAAACAGUAGUUCAUCUGUAUAUCGGAUAUAUGUAUCGGUAACUAUUUUGUACGAAUGUAAUUUGUAAAUUUUAUGCAAUUCAGCUGUAGUAGCUGCGAAGUAAAAUUCUAUUAAACUAUCUAUCUAUCUAUUUAUGCGGUGCAUUGACGUAGCGAAUUUAAUGUUUUGUAGAUUCCCAACUUUUUUCACCUGACACCUCCAGCAAUUGAAAGACAUUGUGAAGCCCUAAAAGGUU